Trichosporon asahii var. asahii CBS 2479 is the source of this 678-nucleotide messenger RNA. RefSeq lists its product as uncharacterized. The transcript has 2 exons. The record is from RefSeq and is a predicted model, not a curated record. Gene Ontology annotation, molecular function: nucleoside diphosphate kinase activity. Lineage: Eukaryota; Fungi; Basidiomycota; Tremellomycetes; Trichosporonales; Trichosporonaceae. Gene Ontology annotation, biological process: CTP biosynthetic process; UTP biosynthetic process; GTP biosynthetic process. The coding region runs from base 1 to 678 and encodes 225 amino acids.
AUGUUCGCCAACUCUGUCCGUGUCGGUCUCCGUGCCGCUUCGCGCUCCUCUGUCCGUGCGCUCUCUACCCAGGCGCGCGCCUCGCCUGCCGCCCGCUACUCGGCCGGCGCCCUCGCUGCUGGUGCCGUCACCGGCUUCAUGCUCUACAACAUGGCCGGCAACCCCCUCCGCCUUGACGGCAAGGCUGUCCCCCACGGCGGUGCCCCCGGCACCGAGAACGAGCGCUCGUUCAUCAUGAUCAAGCCCGACGGUGUCUCUCGCCAGCUCGUUGGCCAGAUCAUUGCCCGCUUCGAGGCUCGUGGCUACAAGCUCGUCGGCCUCAAGCUCGUUACUCCCUCCAAGGAGCUCGCCGAGAAGCACUACGCUGACCUCUCGUCGCGCCCCUUCUUCCCCGGACUCGUUAAGUACAUCACCGAGGGCACCCCCGUUGUCGCCAUGGUCUGGGAGGGCAAGGGCGUCAUCAAGCAGGGCCGCGCCAUGCUCGGCGCCACCAACCCCCAGCAGUCGGCGCCUGGAACGCUUCGCGGAGAGUUCUGCGUGUCCGUCGGGCGCAAUGCGAUCCAUGGCUCCGAUGGCCCCGAGUCCGCUGCCCACGAGAUCGCUCUGUGGUUCAAGCCCGAGGAGAUUUCUGGCAACUGGAAGCCCGCCAACUGGGACUGGGUCAUGGCCGACAACUAA